GAAUUAAUUCGAUAUAUCGAUAUUAAAUGAAUAUCCCUAUUUCUAUCAUUCUUGUUGAAAAAUGACAAACAGACUGUGAAACAGACCACGGGAUUGAAAUUGAAUUGGCGAUGUGAAUUAUUAUUUUGUUGAAUUUUUGUGUGAACAGGCUAGUUAAUCAUAAAAAUUGUUAAGUUUAAAGAGUAAUGGCAGAAACGAGCGAAGCACAGGCGAGCGCUUCAGCGUCAGCCCCAGGCGGCGACGCGGGGGGCGAAGAUGACAAACAUGAUGAACGUAUGCUGGAAUGCAACAUUUGCUUGGACACGGCUCGAGAUGCUGUUGUCAGUAUGUGCGGACACCUUUUCUGCUGGCCAUGCCUGCAUCAGUGGUUGGAAACGCGGCCUAGCAGACAAGUUUGUCCGGUCUGCAAGGCUGCUAUCAGUAGGGAUAAAGUCAUCCCACUCUAUGGUAGAGGCAAUACCAAGCAAGAAGAUCCUAGAAAUAAGGUACCACCACGACCAGCAGGACAGCGUACAGAACCUGACAACAAUAGUGGGUUUCCUGGCUUCGGUUUUGGUGAAGGCUUCCAUAUGUCCUUUGGCAUUGGUGCAUUCCCUUUUGGUGUCUUCACUUCUACAUUUAACUUCGGUGAUCCCAGACCAAGCGCAGCGCCCCGCGGCACUGCACAGUAUGAGGAGGAGCAAUUCCUUUCGAAGAUAUUCCUGUGGGUGGCAAUAUUGUUUGUGCUGUGGCUGAUUUUCGCCUGACCCACCGACGGCGCGGAGGGGGGGCGCGUCUACACACUGAAAGCACCCUACGAUGCACAGCUGCUGCUACAAUAUGACCCAGGCUUCUAGACUCCGAACACAAGUGCGAAACGACGCAAAAACAUUCCCCGAUUCGGAGACAUCGCAAGACUACGCGCCGUUAACGCGUGACCGUUUACAAAAUUCUUGCGAUGCGUCGCAUAAUGUAUGAUUGUGAGACUUUAAAAACUAGUGCGGUCGAAAACACGCGCCUCUGAAAAAGUUUAGCUACAAGAUCAGAAGUGUGCUAGUGAAUGCCCGUGUAAAAUCAAAAAAGUUUGUUUUACUAUGUGUUGAUAUUGCUGGCAAUCACAAAAGGCUGAAUCGCUUGGGCAACUUCUAAGGAUAUUGUGAUGUCGGUAUUACGUUAUUUGAAUUAUCAUAUUAUGUCGUUCCAACCGAGAGAGGUGAGUACAUCAAAGUGUGCUUUACGUAAGCCUCUGUGCUAAUUAGAUUUGCUAUAUGUAUUAGGUAGCUUGUGCACGUGUGAGCAGCCUUCGUGGGCGCUUAAGCUAAUUUCUUCAUAAAUUUAAGGCGUUUAUUAGAAACUAAAUAUCAGCGCGUCCACGCCUGUAUGACUCGAAGCCUUGUUUAAAUCAUUGUUCUGCUUUUAAAAUUAAUAAGACUGUAAAUAUAAGAGGUUCAUAUUAUUUUUAGUGUUUCCUACCUCAAAAGGAAAAAACGAAGCCCUUAUAGGAUCACUUUGUUGUCCGUCAAGACCCUUUCCUCGGGGACCCUUGACAGUGUCGAGUUUAAAUGUAAACCUUACACAGAUUCAGAUCUCCGGUCUUUUGACGCUGUAAAAAUCGAACAUCUAAGUUGAAGUAAAAAAUAUGAUUAUACCUAUCUGUCUGUUGAGACCAUUUAUCUCGGGAACCAUAUACUCAAGUUUACGCCCACGGUACCUUGAAUCUGUGAAAAAUAAAAAAUGUGUGCGUGUACUACUGUACACACGUAAGAAGUGAAACUUCUUUAUGGCCUUAUUUUUUUCGAAAAAUGAUCUACAUGCAACUUUCCAGAAAUAUAUAUAUAGGCGUGCGCUAAGAUUUUUCAAAAACUCACCCACUAAAGGGGUAUAACUUCACCUUACCUUACCUUACUUUACCUUACCUUACCUUACCUUACCUUACCUUACCUUACCUUACCUUACCUUACCUUACCUUACCUUACCUUGUGUGAAACACGAAUAUUUGCUGUCGAUACUUUUUUUUUUAAAGUUGACAGAAGAAGCAAUUGUUCGGAUGAGGUAAAUAGUGCUCUUUUAAAAAAAAGAUGGCGCGUAACCAAAAAACGUGACACGUAACCGAAAAAAAUGUGACGGUAAAUUUUUUUCCAACGAAAGAUGGUAAUUUUUUUUCUUUUUUUCCAAAAAAGAAGUUUCACUUCAAAAAUUUUUCUUAAAAGGUACGGCGGUUUAUGUUGCGUACCUACAAAUUAGUACGGAACCCUCGGUUUGUAUGCCUGACUUGCACUUUCCUGGUUAUUUUUAAUUCACGACCGAUGAACCUUUAAGACCAAAAGGCAUUUCUUUUUUAAUUUUCACCCGUCCGUGUCUAUCGUAAAUUAGACUGAAGACCAAGAACAAUAAUCCUAUUUAUUAUUAUAAUUGUGAAAGUUUAUGUUUGUUACUCAAUCACGCAAAAACAACUAAACGGAUUUGGAUGAAAUUUGGUAGGUAUUGUGUUUAUGACUUGGAUUGAGACAUAAGACACCUUUCUUUCCAAGACAAAAGGCAGGUUCUCGUGGGUAUUGAGCAUCUUAGCACAUGUAAGGAUUCAUUUCGUAAUAAAACUUAAAUUUGUAUAGCAUUGAGAAUAGCCAGUUUAACUGCCACUUUGUAACUGCUGCGCAAAUAGAUGCAUUUUCACUGAGAAUGAUCUCGUCUAUGGGUGGUUCAUCCAAACCAACUCAAAACUUUGGUGUUAAUAUUAACUAGGUAACUUAUUUUUCUGACAGAAAGCUGAGAUUCAUCAAGCGACGUAGUCGUAGGCAUUUAUUGUGUACGGGAAGCGCCCGGGUGGUCUAGAAUAGCGAGAUCGCGUGUAUAUAAUUGUUUAAUUUUACAAAUCACAUGGUGAAAAGAUAUUUUGUGAAAUGUAUGCUGUUUAAAAUAAAUAUUCUUGGCCAUCAUAAGUCAACAAUGCCAAAAACAAGAAUGGGAUUCUAUAUGGAUAUUAUAGCUGUAGAGCUUCCCUCUGCUGAAGAAAGCUGGAAAUGUUGCUGGAAAUUUGACAGCUUCUUAAAGUAUCGCAUCGUCAGUUUCUAUGGAAACUAUGCAGCGCCCCUAUCGGACGUAAGAGCAAAUUAGCUUUUUCCAUACUUUUGACGAUUUACUUAUACUUUACGGAGCUGUCAAAUACUCGUGCUUGGGCCUCUGAAGAAGAUAAGUGCAGCUACGAUUAAAGGAAACGUUUAGCUGUGGAGAGUCGAGCUCAAUCUUUCCUACGUCUCCAGAGUAUCAUGCUGGACAAAUAUUGGCAGAAUAAGCAAAAAUCAUUAUUGAUUCAUCAUCAUUAUACAGGGUGUAAAAAACCUAUAACGAAGUCGAAAGCCACGUAUUUCCCACAUCAUGACGAUAAUUUUUUUCUUCUUUACCAUAUCUGGGAAAUUUACAGAAUGCGUAGUUUAAGUCUUUUCGUUAAGAAUCGAUUUGCAUAUGCAUACCGGGCCAUAAGGGGCCCGGUAUGAGAAAAAUGUGAGGAGUAAAAUCUAUCGAUGAAUGGACCUCGUUACGUUUUUUACACCCAAGAUAUAUUUGUAAAUAUUUUGAACAUGAUUUUUAUGAAAAUACGUAUAGUUUCCACUUAAAUGUACCGUCUCUAAUCUGUUGCAUUAACAUAAAAUAGUAAAAUAUUACAUACAUGCAAACGCGUGGUGCCAUAAAAACUGAUUAUUUGAAAAAAUUACCCAGUAAAUAGCAGCCAGGCUACACAAAAAAUUAAUCUAUUCCAGAUGAAGAAAUCAUAAAUUAAGCAAUGUUUUUUAGAUGUUGCAUACAAAUGUCGCCAUUUUAGACCACUGAAUUACACCGUCAAUAAUAUAAUUAUCAGAUGAAAAUUUCAGAUACUUAUUUCAUAACAUGUUCCUUGGCUUGUAUAUGAGAAACUGUGUUUUUUUUGCUUUGCGUCUUUUGCUAUUCCUGUAGCUGUGUUUUGGACAAGAUAAGAACAACAUUAUAUGGCAUAUACCAAAAUGGACUCAAUUGACGAUCCCUUAUUACAGAUAGCGGCACGUUACUCUAGCGCUGAACAAAACGCUGAGGGGAUAGCUGCGUAUACGUACGACUGAAGAGCCAAUCGGCGCACCUCGUUUCCCCCUCAAGACAUCUUAAUUUUUACUUCUGCGCAAUAACGGUCAGCGCUAGAGUUUCGUGCCGCGACCAACGAUAUUAAAUACCCUAGAUACACCAACACGAACAAAAUCGUGCCCGAAACCUAUCCAAAAGGUACAUUGAACGAUCCACGGAGCUCCGCAAGAUGGUCGCGUAGUCAAAAUCUAUAUAAGGCAUUAUUUAAAUAUUGAAAGUAACCUUUAAUACAUACUGUAUAAGGUCUUUAAUAAAACGCAUGCUUCAAUGACUUUUGACAGUUCGAAAUGCAAGCUCGUAAAAUUUUAAGACUUAUUGCUAUAUGCGGAAAAAUUUAGACCUUAGUUCUUUGACUCUACGCGCAUUCUGAACGCGCUGUUAGCAAUAUAGCAGGCACGGACCGCGAGGAAAAGA
Chilo suppressalis (striped riceborer) is the source of this 4506-nucleotide messenger RNA. The record is from the annotation of a GenBank genome assembly. NCBI's taxonomy places the organism in Eukaryota, Metazoa, Arthropoda, Insecta, Lepidoptera, Crambidae.